Miscanthus lutarioriparius is the source of this 1428-nucleotide messenger RNA. NCBI's taxonomy places the organism in Eukaryota, Viridiplantae, Streptophyta, Magnoliopsida, Poales, Poaceae. The record is from the annotation of a GenBank genome assembly.
AUGGGCCGCAAUCUCGACACCGAGCAAGCGGAAGCACCCAGGAGCAGCAAGAAGGAGAAGAAGAGCAAGAAUGACAAGAAGCGGAAGCUGGCAGCCGAGGCCGAAGCCGAGGCGGCGGCGGCGGCGACAGAGGAGGCUGUCAAGAGCAGCAAGAAGAAGAAGCGGGUGGAGAAUGGACCCGGCGCAGGAGGAGGAGGGGAGGCGGAGAACGGCGCUGAGAAGGCCGUGGCGGUGACCGGGAAGGGCUCCGAGGACCCCAAGUACGCGCCGCUUCGGUCGUUCUCCGCUGCCGAGCUGCCGUCCCAGGUGCUCGAAUGCUGUAGCGCGUUCGCGCGGCCGUCACCCAUCCAGGCACACGCCUGGCCGUUCCUCCUCGACGGCCGCGACUUUAUCGGCAUCGCCGCCACCGGAUCCGGGAAGACAAUUGCCUUUGGCGUGCCGGCGCUGAUGCACAUCAGGAAGAAGGUAGGGGGGAAAUCAGGGAAGAAGAAGGCCGUGCCACGGUGCCUUGUGCUAUCACCAACGAGGGAGCUCGCUCAGCAGGAUAUAGUCAUAGGAACUCCUGGUCGUAUGAAAGACCUUAUUGAAAUGGGUGUUUGCUGUCUUAAUGAGGUUUCGUUUGUGGUUCUAGAUGAAGCAGAUAGGAUGCUGGAUAUGGGUUUUGAACCUGAAGUCAGGGCAAUUUUGAGCCAAACAUCAUCUGUACGUCAGAUGGUUAUGUUCAGUGCAACUUGGCCUCUUGCUGUCCACAAAUUAGCCCAGGAGUUUAUGGAUCCAAAUCCAAUUAAGGUUGUUAUUGGAUCAGAAGAUCUUGCUGCUAACCAUGACGUGAUGCAAAUUAUUGAAGUAUUGGAUGAUAGAACACGAGAUUCAAGAUUACUUGCCUUGCUUGACAAAUACCAUCAAGCACAAAGCAACAGGGUUUUGGUUUUUGUGCUGUACAAGAAAGAAGCUGCACGAGUGGAAACAAUGCUUCAGAGAAGGGGAUGGAAGGCUGUUUCAGUCCAUGGAGACAAGGCUCAGCAUGAUAGAACAAAAGCUUUAUCUUUAUUUAAAGAAGGGAAAUGCCCUUUAAUGAUUGCUACAGAUGUCGCUUCACGUGGACUUGAUAUUCCUGAUGUUGAAGUUGUCAUUAACUAUAGUUAUCCUUUGACCACUGAGGAUUACGUCCACAGGAUAGGAAGGACUGGUCGUGCUGGCAAGAAGGGUGUUGCACAUACCUUUUUCACUCAAGUGAACAAGGCACUUGCUGGUGAACUUGUGAAUGUUUUGCGGGAGGCUGAUCAGGUUGUUCCUCCAGCCCUUAUGAAAUUUGGCACACAUGUCAAGAAAAAGGAAUCUAAGAUAUAUGGAUCUCAUUUCAAGGAAAUCACAGCAGAUGCUCCUAAACCCACGAAGAUCACAUUUGGUGAUUCUGAUGAGGACUGA